AUGGCCGAGGUGACGAUCAAGAAGGGCCUGCGCAACCCGCUGGACGAGGCCCAGGUGCGCCGCGCCGUGCUGGCCCUGAAGGCCUUCGUGGCCAAGAAGAGCGAGGAGCGCGCUAAGGCGCAGCUGGUGGAGGACACCGAGUACGUCUCGUGCAUCCUCACGCGCAAGCUGGUGCCCGGCAAGACGACGCUCAAGCCCAUCCCAGUCACCCUGCCGCACUCGCUGUACGACGAGGGCGCCGAGAUCUGCCUGUUCGUCAAGGAUGAGGACAAGAAGCGCAUCAAGGAGGCGCUGGCCAAGGACCCCGUGCCCGGCGUGACCAAGGUCAUGACGGUCAAGAAGCUGCGCAAGAACUUCUCGCGCUUCGAGGACAAGCGCGCGCUGGCCGCGGCCUACGACAUGUUCCUGGCCGACGACCGCGUGCUGCCCUACCUCAAGGGCCACCUGGGCACCAAGUUCUUCGUCAAGAAGAAACAGCCCAUCGCCGUGCGCGUGUCCCGCAAGAGCCUGGCCGCCAGCCUGCGUCUGGCCUCGCGCCGCACGGCCUUCCACGUGAGCGCCGGCGUGUGCAACAACGUCAAGGUGGCCUGCCUGGACAUGACGCCCGAGCAGAUCGUGGAGAACAUCAUGGUGGCCAUGAACAACUGCGCCAACCUCGUGCCCAAGGGCUGGAACGGCGUGCAGUCUAUCAGUGUCAAGACGAGCGACUCGGUCGCGCUGCCCGUGUACAACGCGCUGGCGACGCUUGCCAAGCUGCCGCCCGUCGGCAAGACGGCCAACCUGAAGAAGCGUAAGCUCGAGGAGUUCGUGGCCGUGGCCGAGCAGGAGGUGGAGGCCCCCAAGGCCAAGAAGCAGCAGGGCAAGAAGGCGGCGGUGAAGGAGGAGACGGAGGCCCCCAAGGCCAAGGAGGCCAAGAAGGCCCCCGCGAAGAAGGCGGAGAAGAAGAAGAAGGAAGCCCCCAAGGCUAAGAAGGCCGUGAAGGCUGAGCCCGCAGCAGAGAAGAAGCCAGAGACGACGACCCCGUCGGCCAAGAAGAAGGCCCGGGGUAAGAAGAAGGUGGCGAAGAAGUAA
Messenger RNA from Phytophthora sojae, 1071 nucleotides. RefSeq lists its product as hypothetical. The transcript has 2 exons. NCBI's taxonomy places the organism in Eukaryota, Oomycota, Peronosporomycetes, Peronosporales, Peronosporaceae. The record is from RefSeq and is a predicted model, not a curated record. Bases 1 to 1071 code for a protein of 356 amino acids.